Phacochoerus africanus (Common warthog) is the source of this 2646-nucleotide messenger RNA. RefSeq names its product Myb/SANT DNA binding domain containing 2 (gene MSANTD2). The coding region runs from base 48 to 1979 and encodes 643 amino acids. The transcript is spliced from 4 exons. NCBI's taxonomy places the organism in Eukaryota, Metazoa, Chordata, Mammalia, Artiodactyla, Suidae. The record is from RefSeq and is a predicted model, not a curated record.
GAGAGGAAGUGGGAAGGCUCCAAUCUGUUCUUCACACCAGCGCCCUCAUGCCCCCACCCUUCUCCUCGGCUCGGGGCUUCGGCUCGCCUCAUCCCCGCCUCUCGCCCAGGGAGAGGAGCGGGGGGCGCGGCAGGGCUCGCGGAGAAAGACAGAGGUCCGCAGAAGGCCUCCGCGCGUCAGCCGGAGCCCACACCCGCCAGUCUGCAGGCGAGGCAGGCCCGAGGGCAGCCCCGGAGUCCGCGGCGGCCGGAUGCGCGGACGCGUCACUUCCGGGCGGUGCAGCGGCGGCCGCUUGGAAGAUGGCUGCGCCCUGUGGCUCGGAGCUGCCCGCCAACUCGCCGCUAAAAAUCCCGAAGAUGGAGGUGCUAUCCCCGGCUUCUCCUGGUGGCCUGAGCGACGGAAAUCCCUCGCUGUCCGACCCUUCCACGCCUCGGGGUGCCUCCCCGCUCGGGCCAGGCGGUGCAGCGGGCUCGGGGGCAGCGGCGUCCGGGGGUCUCGGGCUGGGGCUGGGGGGCCGCAGCGCCGCCUCGUCCUCGGUCUCCUUCUCCCCUGGUGGCGGCGGUGGCGGGGCUGCGGCAGCCGCCGCCGCCGCCUGCCGGGGCAUGUCGUGGACGCCAGCCGAGACGAACGCGCUCAUCGCAGUGUGGGGCAACGAGCGGCUGGUGGAGGCGCGGUACCAGCAGCUGGAGGGAGCCGGCACGGUGUUCGGCAGCAAGGCCCCCGGGCCAGCCAUGUACGAGCGCGUGUCCCGGGCCCUGGCCGAGCUGGGCUACGAGCGGACCCCGUCCCAGUGCCGGGAGCGCAUCAAGACCCUUCGCAGGUGUUACAGUCGGGUGAAAGAACAUGGUGUUGGGAAAAGAAAGAGCAGUUACACAUUUGAACAGUUGGAACAGGUGUUUGGUCAGGGAGGAUGGGAUGCUCAGCCCUGCCAGCCUGUACUUAUUAACAGUAGUGGCUUGUACCAGGAGCUGGAGUCAGAUGGCAGCACUAUGGAGGAGUAUUCACAGGAGGACUGGGGAAACCACAGUCAGGAUCUCCAUGGCUAUCCAACAGAUCAGGAAUUGGAUGAAAUACCUGUCACAAAGAGAACAUUAAAAAUAAAACAAGAGUCUUCUGAAGAGGCACAGAAAAGAGACAUCAUGCAGAAUAUCGUACAGAUUUUGGAAUCAGUACAGUUGAAAUGGGAACUGUUUCAGAGCUGGACAGACUUUUCAAGGCUUCAUCUUUCUAAUAAACUGGCCAUUUUUGGAAUUGGUUACAACACCCGCUGGAAAGAAGAUAUCCGUUACCAUUAUGCUGAGAUCAGCUCCCAGGUGCCCCUCGGCAAGCGGCUCCGGGAGUACUUCAAUUCGGAGAAACCUGAGGGACGGAUCAUCAUGACCCGAGUGCAGAAGAUGAACUGGAAAAAUGUUUACUACAAGUUUUUGGAGAUUACUAUCAGUGAAGCUCGGUGCCUAGAGCUGCACAUGGAAAUUGACUGGAUACCGAUUGCCCAUUCCAAACCAACCGGGGGCAACGUUGUUCAGUAUUUACUGCCAGGAGGUAUUCCCAAAAGCCCAGGCCUUUAUGCCAUUGGCUAUGAAGAGUGCAUUGAGAGGCCCCCCUCACCCCACCUGGAGCGACAUUCCCUGGACCCAGGGAAGGAGGGCCGGGUUGACUUGGAAAGCCUUUCAGCACAAGCCUCCUUACAGGUGGAAACAGAACCCACCCGAAUUACCUAUUGCUACCUCGGGAUCGCUGAGGUCAGGACUCUGCAACAAUGCUUAUUUUUACAUUUCCAAGCAAAUACCAAAACCUUCAGCAAAGAUUGGGUUGGUAUUAAUGGGUUUUUGUCUCAGAACUGCAUUGUGGAUCCUGGAGUUUCCCCCAAAUCCAUCUAUAUCAAAUUUGUAGAAGUAGAGAGGGAUUUUCUUUCCGCAGGCUCUUUAGUUGAGUGCCUGGAAAAAGCCAUUGGAUAUCCCUUAAAAUUUAACAACUGAGUGUCAUCCUUCAUAAGGAUUUGGGCUCUUACCUCCCUCUUCUCUACUCACUUCCCAUUACCCAGACUGUGUCCCAUCCAGAUGCUGCCAUCAGACUCUUCAUGGAAACUCUUUCCACAAUCGGGCCAGUACAACUAAGGAAUCAUAGUAGACUUUGGGCAGAAAAAACAGACCUCACCUGAAAGUGCUCAUUUUGAGCAAGCAAGCUAUUCAACGGACUUGCAUGGUGGGUCAGUUGUUUCUUUUUUAAAAAAACAAAAAACAAUUUUUAAAUGGAUUUUAGAGCCCUAAUGUAAACAAAUGUAGGUACAUUCCAUAUUGGACAAAACUUAUACUUUUGAGUUUCAUAUGAAAUUGAAAAAUUGUAUUUUUUUCACAAUGUUUCAUUUUUACACAUCUCUAUGUCUCUAUAUAAGUAUUAUUUACAACCUUGAAUAAAUAAGCAAUAGAUAAUGGCAAGUUAAAUCUUGAGUCACAGUAAAUAAGACUGUUUUUCAAUAGCUACUAUUGUAUAUAAUUUUAGAGUUUCAUUUUUUUCACCAAUCAAGUGUUUUGCUAUUCCCAAAUCAGUGUUGCCUGCAAAGACCUUUGUUUCUGUGAUGUACCAACUUUAUGGUUGUGUUGCCAUUUAAACUUUACAAAAAAAAAAUUAAAGUAAUUCCUGGCC